CUGCUAUCUAUCUAGCCUCAACCAAAGCCUUAUCAAUAAGCAUAGAAAGCUAUAAGCUUAAAAAAAGAUCUCGUCUCACUAUACUACACUGAUCAACUAGUCAAUCCUGGCCAAAACUCAAUCUAAACAAUCCAAGCAUACAUUUGGAUGAGUAAGGAAAUCCGUUAUCCGAAUAACGAAAAAUGUACUCUAAAUUUGUAUAUCAUUUAUCGUGUUAAAUAGAAAUUCUUGCUUUAAUGUCUGUGAGAUAUAUUCAUUGAUUUUAGUUUUUUUGCCCUAAGAUGCUUACACAAGUUUUGUGGAAGAGAUAUUACAUUGGCAAUGUAUGAAGAAAAAUAAUUCAAAGCAUAAAAUGGUGAAAAGUGUUUUAAAAUAAUGUAAAAGCUUAAUUUCUAUAAACUGUUUGCGUGUUACAGAUCUUGUUUAUAUGCCACAAUUAUCUUCAUUCAUUAGGGAAUCUUCAUUAUAAAUCUAGACAGACAUUAUCGUUGCAUAUGUUAUUUGGAAUUUCCUUGUACUCAUGACUAUGCAUUUAAAACUUUAGUUUAAAAAUUAUUUUGGCAGUUUGUGUUGAAGUGUCUUAAUUUGCAGCCAGUCUCAGGAAAUCUCUUCAUAAUGUUUGUGUGAAAAGUGUGUUACUCAUGAAAUAUGCUAUUUGAGCAAUGUUUGUCAUAGAAAAAUAAUGGUUUGACUAAACAAUUUCAUUUUUAAUCAAAUGUAAACAUUUAUUUAUUUAGUUAGCCUGCUAAGCAAUUAACAAUAGUAAUAGGUUAAGAUAACUAAAUUUUUAUGAAGCAUAUUAGAUUAAUUUUUUGUUUACACUAGUUUAAAUUUUCCGUAUCUCUGUGUAUGUGAAAAAAUAUUUGAUCUAAAGUGAAUACUUCAACCUAUAAUAUGUAAUUUUAUUUUUGUCUUAAGUCUGUAUCAUUAAAUAUUCUUUAUAAUAUUAGUUUCUUAAGGUUGGUUUUUGUGUUCAUCUUAAUCAUAUGAUAGUCGAAACAUAUAGUUAGAAACUUAAAAAUUUGUACUAAUAUUAAUAUUAAGACUAAUAUUUCUAAGUAAUAGACAACCCUUCUUGUUGGUGAUAACAAGAAUACUUCUUCUUGUGUAACAUGUAAUAAGAGUUUUUCUUAGAAAAGUUUACUAGUUACAACAACUUUAUUUAAAUGCACACAUUUUUACGCAAGGUGUUAUGAAAUGAACUAAGACUAAUAUUUCUAAGUAUUAGGACUCAUUCAUGUUGGUGAGAAUACUUAUUCUUGUGUAAUAAGAGUUUUUCUUAGAAAAGUAAUACUGGUUAUUAACCUGAUUCUUGUAAUAAGAGUCUUUCACUAAGAAGUAAUGUGACGGAAUACAGUCAUGUCCAUACUGGUGUGAAGCCACAUUCUUGUAGCAUAUGCAAUAAGAGUUUUUCCCAUAAAAGUGACAUGACUAAACUCUAUCCUGUUCGAAUGGGUGAGAAAUCCUUUUCCUGUAAUGUAUGUAAUAAGACUUUUUCAAAGAGAAGUAAUCUGACUAAUCACAGUUAUGUUCAUACUGGUGAGAAACCUUUUUCUUGUAGUAUAUGUAAUAAGAGUUUUUCUCAAAAAAGUCAUCUAACUUCACACAAUCUUGUUCACACUGGUGAAAAACCUUUUUCUUGUAGUAUAUGUAAUAAGAGUUUUUCAAUAAAAAGUAAUCUAACUGAACACAAUCGUGUUCACACUGGUGAGAAACCUUAUUCUUGUAGUAUAUGUAAUAAGAGUUUUUCUCAAAGAAGUAGUCUGACUGGGCAUUUUCGUAUUCAUACUGGUGUGAAGCCACAUUCUUGUAGCAUAUGCAAUAAGACUUUUUCCCAUAGAAGUGAUAUGACUAGACACAGUCGUGUUCACACUGGUGAGAAACCUUAUUCCUGCAGUAUAUGUAAUAAGAGUUUUACAAACAGAAGUGAACUGACUAAUCACAGUUAUGUUCAUACUGGUGACGACCCUUUUUCUUGUAGUAUAUGUAACAAGAGAUUUUCACGAAUAUGUAAUCUGACUAAACACAGUCGUGUUCACGCUGGUGAGAAAUCUUAUUCUUGUAGUGUAUGCAAUAAGAGUUUUUCGGGAAAAAGUAAUAUGACUAAACACAGUCGUGAGCACACUUUUGAGAAACCUUAUUCUUGUAGUAUAUGUAUUAAGAGUUUUUCACAAAAAAAUAAACUGACUAGACACAGUCGUGUUCACACUGGUGAGAAACCUUAUUCUUGUAGUGUAUGUAAUAAAAGUUUUUCACGAAAAAGUUAUCUGACUACGCACAGUCGUGUUCACACUGGUUAGAAACAUUUUUCCUGCAGUAUAUGUAAUAAGAAUUUUCCACAUAGAAGUUGUCUGACUGAGCAUUUUCAUGUUCAUACCAGUAAGAAACCUGAUUCUUGUUGUUAAUUCUUAGAGUUUAUCUUCAUAAAGGGUUUAUAUUUUAUUUAGAGGGUCUCAUUGUUAAUUUUUAUGUAAAUAAAUAAAAAAUUUAAAGUUUU
Parasteatoda tepidariorum (common house spider) is the source of this 2497-nucleotide messenger RNA. RefSeq lists its product as uncharacterized. The record is from RefSeq and is a predicted model, not a curated record. NCBI's taxonomy places the organism in Eukaryota, Metazoa, Arthropoda, Arachnida, Araneae, Theridiidae.